Messenger RNA from Fimicolochytrium jonesii, 1350 nucleotides. RefSeq lists its product as uncharacterized. The transcript is spliced from 8 exons. The record is from RefSeq and is a predicted model, not a curated record. Bases 1 to 1350 code for a protein of 449 amino acids. Gene Ontology annotation, biological process: carbohydrate metabolic process; peptide modification. Gene Ontology annotation, cellular component: plasma membrane. Lineage: Eukaryota; Fungi; Chytridiomycota; Chytridiomycetes; Spizellomycetales; Powellomycetaceae.
AUGGCCACGCAACACCAGGACCCGGGCCGAUACAUCCUAAACCGGUUCACGGAGAUCGAGAGCACCACUGAUAUUGACUGCAUCAAAGCCGAGGCAAGGAACCUACAGAGCUUCAUCAACGAUGGUGUGAGACUCCUCACCGAGAAGCUGCCUCCCUCCGCGGACUUUUUUGACGGAGUAGACUUGUACACUGGGGCCGCCGGUAUAUCCGCCCUGUUUCUGCACCUACACCAGCUCACAAAAGCGCAAGCACUUCCACCCACCAAAUAUCACCAUCUCACGCCCUUGGAGCUGUCUCGCGCAUACAUGGACAUUGCGGUCUCGGCAAUCGUUUCGGAGCUGCAGCAGGAUGCACCGGGCCAUGUUGGUCAUCGCUGUGGAAUUGCUUCGAACGCGGGAGUUUGGGCCGUAGCAGCUGCAGUGUACUACGAGGAGAGUGGAGAGUUGGAGCUCACGGACGAAUCUCUGAUGCACUUCAAAAAGCUUGAAAAAGCUUGCUACGGCUCCAAAACAUCCGACGAACUACUCUAUGGCCGGAUCGGAUACUUGGCCGCAUACAACUUCCUCCUCUCCCACCUACCCUCCAGGGUCCUCAGCUUCCACUUCCCAGAACCCCCAACCAACCGGCUCAUCGAUAAAAUCGUAACCUCCGGAGCUAACGGCGAAAACCUUCCUACCAGCGCUCCUCUCCGCUGGGCAUGGCACGACCGCUACUACCUCGGCGCCGCCUACGGUACCGCAGGGAUACUCGCCGGACUGUUGAAAACUCCGUAUGCGAUGCAGACAUAUCGCCCGGAGCUGGAAGCUACUGCAAGGCAUUUGAGGGACCUGCAGACGCCUACUGGGAACUGGUUGUCGGCGGACCAUGGUCGGCAGAGGGAUGAGAAGGAUGAGUUGGUGCAGUGGUGUCAUGGGGCGCCUGGCGUCAUUCACACGAUGAUCCUAUCCCACCAACGCUUCCACGACGCAUCAUACCUCGACGCUGCGCUCAAGGCAGGCGAGCUGGUCUGGAAGAAAGGGCUUCUCAGGAAAGGCGUCGGACUCUGCCACGGCAUCAGCGGCAACGCCUACGCAUUCAUCGAUCUCUACCACGCCACGGGCGACCCGGAGUGGAUGAGGCGAGCAUUGCACUUCGCCUGCGUAAUCGAGCAAUGGCAAACCCUCACCUACGCCCAGCACGAGCUCAACGAGCCAGACCACCCGUACUCGCUGUUCGAAGGUCUUGCGGGCGCGUUGUACUUUGCGGCGGAUUUGGUUGCUUGGGGAAGCGGGGUAGAGGAUGCUGGUGGCUUUUUGUUCUACUCGAACGCGCGUGCGGAUAGGGAUACCACUGGCGGGAGGGAGGAGUGA